This is a messenger RNA of Diversispora eburnea, 558 nucleotides long. The record is from the annotation of a GenBank genome assembly. Lineage: Eukaryota; Fungi; Glomeromycota; Glomeromycetes; Diversisporales; Diversisporaceae.
AUGUACUUCUCUUUUGAAACAAUUCCAACCUUUGUGUGGGUAUUCAUUGCUACCUUUGUUAUUUAUUGGAUUAAGGAUCCAAGAUUAAGUAACAAUGAACCUCCAAUGGUUCCUUAUAAAAUUCCUAUAAUCGGCCCUACAUUAGAUUAUUUAUUUAAUGCCGAGACCGGAAACGAAAUUUCUCAUGAAGUUUAUAAAUCCGAUGCUUUUAGUAUGUACAGCGCUCUGGAUAUAGUUGAAUAUUUAUUGAAUAAUCCCGAAUACAAAACAAAAGUUAUUACUGAUGAUAACUUGAAUAAAAUCCGUGACUUUUUGUUUAUUCUUUUUGUUGUCUUUACUCAUACCACUUCUUUUCAUUUUACUUGUGCUCUUUAUGAAAGACUAGAAUUAUGGGAUGAUAUUUAUGAAGAACAAGUGAGAAUUGAUAAAGAAUGUAAUGGAGAAUUGAUAUCUCAACAUAUUAACAAAAUGGUGAAAUUGGAUAGUUUUCUGAGAGAAUCUUUAAGGACUUUUGAUUCUCUGCCUCUACCCACAGAUGUUUGGAAUCACAUACAUUAA